This is a messenger RNA of Ictalurus punctatus (channel catfish), 4401 nucleotides long. RefSeq names its product trafficking protein particle complex subunit 14 (gene trappc14). Lineage: Eukaryota; Metazoa; Chordata; Actinopteri; Siluriformes; Ictaluridae. Gene Ontology annotation, molecular function: alpha-tubulin binding. The record is from RefSeq and is a predicted model, not a curated record. Gene Ontology annotation, biological process: cilium assembly. The coding region runs from base 508 to 2268 and encodes 586 amino acids. The transcript is spliced from 10 exons. Gene Ontology annotation, cellular component: TRAPPII protein complex.
UCAGCAGGGUUGGAAAAAAGUGGUAUAAAAAAGGAUUAGAUGGGUUUAUAGCUAGUACUAACUGAAGGUGGCAUUUUUUUUCUUCAUUUUUAUUUUAUUACAGAAGAUAGUGGUUGGGUUUAUUAAAGUCCAUGUCAGCUCAUGUGCAUUAGCAUAGAACUGUCUCAGGACUAUUUCUCGGUAGUCUACUGUUGCUGCCUAGUUGUAUUUCAGCUCCUUAUCUGCGCUCCAUUGUGAUUCGAUUAAUAAGCCUGCAAGCUGGUUUGAAUGUACCGAAGGAGCUGACAGAGCAACGACAUGGCACAAAAUAGGAUGUAUUUUAAUGGUAUUUAUUGCAGAUAAUUGCAAUGUAAAUAGACCUACACUGGAAAGACGAAUCAGGGCGAUUCGAGGAUUUAUGUCCGGGGAGAGGAUGUUUCCUCCCUGCUAGUUAAACAGGCCACCCGGAUCUAUUAGCCUAGCCUAGCUAGCUCUCUCUGCUUUCACGGUGAUAACAACACCCCAGUCAUGGUGUUGAUGAUGGAAUCGCAGUGCGAGUAUUUUAUGUAUUUCCCCGCAGUGCCCAUUUCUGACCUGUCAGACCCGGCCCGGUACCGCACCCUCCCGCGUCGCAGCCAUCUGUACCUGGGGGAGACGGUGCGCUUCCUGCUGGUGCUGCGCGCGCAGAGCGGCUCGGGCUCCGGGUGCAGUGAGGAGCGCGCGGGCCGAGGUUGGAGGGAACUGGCCGCGUCUCUGCGCGCGCUCGCCAGCGUGUGUCCGGGUGAGAGCAGGGCGAGGGGGAGGGAGCGUUCCGUGGAAGAUGGAGCCGAGGAGGAGGAGAGUGAUGAAGAUGAUGGAGCGGCGAGCUGCUCAGUCAGAGGAGCCACGACAUACCGGGGAUUCAAGGAGUGUAAGCCGCUUCUCAUUCACAAUAACCCCGGUAACGGCGCCAGGGAGUUCCGCAGAGCUCCUGUGCAGUCGCCUGUGGAUGAGCCAGUGGUUCUGAAUGAUGAAGUCAUCUUCCCCCUGACUGUGUCCCUGGAUAAACUCCCGGUUAACACACUCAAAGUGAAGAUCAUAGUAACUGUAUGGAAGCAGGAGGAGGAGGAGAAGGCUGAGAUCCAGGAACAUGGCUACCUCAGCAUUCUUCAGCAGAAGAGCCCGUGCCAAACCUUCCGCCAGGACCUCAAUACCUUCAAAGCCCAAGUCAGCACCACUCUGAACGUCCUUCCUCCGCCCACAGUGAAGUGUCAGCAGAUGACUGUGUCUGGGAAACAUUUGACUGUGCUUAAAGUGUUAAACGGAAGCUCUCAGGAGGAGGUGUGUGUACACGAUGUCCGAAUCCUGCCCAACUUCAAUGCCUCUUAUUUACCCAUGAUGCCUGAUGGCUCCGUGCUGCUGGUCGACAAUGUGUGCCAUCAGUCAGGCGAGGUUGCCAUGGCGUCCUUCUACAGGAUGGACAGUGAGUCUAGUCACCUUCCCAGCAUGCUCAGUGCUCUGGAGCAGCAAAACUUCCUGUUUCAGCUGCAGCUCAGUGACCAGGCCCAAGAUGAUUCUAAUGAGGGUCUUGAGGUGCCACUGAUAGCAGUCCUCCAGUGGUCCACUCCCAAGCUGCCAUUCACCAGCUGCAUCUACACACACUACAGUGUGCCUAGCAUCAGACUGGACCGGCCUCAUUUCAUCAUGACCGCGAGCUGUCCCAGUGCCGUAAGGGCUCAUGAGCACUUCAGAGUGCGCUACACACUCCUCAACAACCUGCAGGACUUCCUGGCUGUACGGCUCGUCUGGACACCAGAGGGCCGUGGGCAGAAGGAGGAUCCGGCAGUAAAUGCAGUAGUGUGUCAUUCUCCUCUAAGUAACCUUGGUUACUGUCGCAAAGGCAGCACUCUCUCUGUGUCUGUGGCCUUCCAGAUCCUCAAAGCCGGCCUCUUUGAGCUGAGUCAGCACAUGAAACUAAAGCUGCAGUUUACAGCAUCCGUGUCGAACCCUCCCCCUGAAGCUCGUCCUCUCUCGCGUAAAAACAGUCCGUCCAGUCCUGCUGUACGAGACAUUCUGGACCGACACCAGGCCAGCCUGAGCCUGGGCCGCUCACAGUCCUUCUCCCAUCAGCAGCCCUCCAAAUCCCACCUCACCAGGACAGGCAGUGUUAUGGAACGGCGUGCAAUCACUCCUCCUGUCGGCUCUCCUGUCGGUCGGCCACUCUACCUCCCCCCAGAGCGGAGCAUUUUAUCGCUAGACAAGAUCGCCAAGCGCGAGUGCAAAGUGCUAGUGCUGGAGUCACACAGCUAAAUGUACAAACCCACGCACGCACACACACACAAAUGCAUCACUGGGAAGAAUAGGAAGCGUCACACUGGAAAAUAAUUUUGAAAUCUUAGUUGUAGUGAGUUGUUAAUUGUCCAACUAGACCUGAUUUGUUCUGGAAAAGUGUCAUGUGGAAUGUUUAAGGUUCACUGUAAUGUAGCAGACACAGGGCCCUUUAGUUCUAGUAGUGUUCAACUAAGGGGUAGAUUUUUAUUUGUUUCUAAACAUUCAUUGUUUACAUGCUGUGCAUUAUGCUCUCCUUUCAGAUCAGGCUCAAAAUAGGCUUCUGUCUAUUGACUUCAUUCUGAAAAGCAGGCAAAAUGAGAACAUAUAGAAAUGUUGGAAUCCACAAGUAGUUCAGUCACUUAAAAGCCUUGUUAUAAAAUUUGUCACUCAUAUUGAUUCAGUGCACUGUGUGAAGAAGAAGAAGAGUGUCUGAGGAAACAUACAGGGUCAUGAAACUCGAAUUGACUGCAAGUCAACCUGCUUGAAUGUUUGUUUAUAACAUUUGUGAGUCAGUCUUUUCUGACUGCUCUGUAUUACAGUAUGCUGUUCCACUGACCUCCACCAGUGGAUACCCUUUAUUUUUUUAUUCUUAAAAUUAUUUCUGAAUGUAAAUGUAUUUAUUUAUUUUUCAUGGUCUUGCCAGUCUUAAUAUCUACAUCCAUUCCUUUUGCUCCAGCGCAAUCCUUUGUAUUUCUUUAUUUUAAUGUUUUAAUUUUUUAAUUUAUUUUAUUUACUUUCAUGAGCCUUAAAAUUGAUUGGGGUUUCUUUUUUUGUUUAUUGAUACUGAUAUAAGCUGCUAUUAUGUAUCACAGUACAUUUCAAUCUUAAGUGUUGUUUUUGGGAAACUGAAAUGCAAACUACUGCAGCAUGAGUUUUUGACUGUCUCUUCAGCUGACUGUGAUCACGAUAGUUAAAAAACUGUUCUGAAAGGCCAAAUUAAAAUGUUAUGCAAUCUUGGGAUUCAAACUAUAGUGCUCUAGUGUAGCGUAGUCUUUGAUAUUAGCAACAUUCACACAUAUAACCGCUUUCUUCUCUAAUACAUGAUUAUCAUUUAAUGGAAUAUGGAAUGGUCUUUCCUGAUCUCGGCAACAUCCAGCUUGAGGUUUUUCUCUCCUUUUCUCGUAGUGCUUUGCCUUUUGCACAAGCACUUUCCCUCAUUCUCCCACACACAAAACAAUUCUGAUGGCCACGGGUGAGAUGAUGAGCCACUUUAUGUUCCUCCUGGAAGGCGUCGUGUUGUCUGACAUCAUUUUGAUUUAUUUCUAUACUUUACAUUUAUAUUCAGCGAGUCCCAUGUUGCAGUUCUGUGCUCCAAUGGUAGCUACCAUAAUCAUGUCAUUGAUUUUUUUUUGUGUAUUGAUUUUGUGUCAGUCUUUGGGAGGCAGAUGCUGAUAUGCCUCUCAGUUGUAUUGAUAAUUGAACAGAAGGCAUUCUCCUGAUUUCACCUUACAAUCAUUCCAUGAUCAGAUUUGACCCUUUGAAUAGUGAACUGGUGCGCAUUAACAUUUAGUGCUUGUCUGGAAAUGAGAGUUUGUAUUCCAUAGUCAAAUUUUAGCUAGGUAGUGAAGCUACCUGCUUAAAAGCUUUCUCUUUUGCAGUUCUCUGUAGUCCAAUAUCUACAAAUGUGAUCAGCCUGACUGACCUACGUUACUGUAUGAGGCACAAGAAUGUGAUUAUAAUGGCAUGGCUUCGAUAGGAAGAAUUCCCUCUCAUUAUUUCAAUGUUCAACAAACCAAUAGAUUUUUAUGUCCAACUAUUUCAAACUUUGGAUCAGCAGACUUGAAGUUGGUACUACUCCAUGAAUGAAUUUUCAUGUUUUAUUAUUUUGUUUGUUUUUUGCUUUGCUGUUUUUUUUGUAUUACAUCAUAGGAAUCCAAUUGGUACAUUUCUCAUAUGGGUUAUUGAAGUUUUUUUUUUCAUCUAAGCACUUUAUUGGAAUUUGUUUUAUCUUUCUUGGAUUGUCAAGUGAUUUGAUUGCUGAUCUCUGAAGGUUUACUCUUAUUAUCUAAAGUGUUUCAAUCACAAAAUGUGUUUAAAGUUUGUUACCAAGUAUGAUUACCUACUGGGUAAUGCACUUGAAAGAACAGAAUAAAUGGAUGUGGGCAUUUGUAA